Molecule: messenger RNA, 1168 nt
Organism: Amphimedon queenslandica
Lineage: Eukaryota; Metazoa; Porifera; Demospongiae; Haplosclerida; Niphatidae
Product: quinone oxidoreductase-like
Exons: 2
Coding region: 102-1097 (331 amino acids)
Cellular component (GO): cytosol
Molecular function (GO): quinone reductase (NADPH) activity; zinc ion binding; mRNA 3'-UTR binding
Source: RefSeq, a predicted model, not a curated record
GUCAUACAGUGCAGUGGGCAGAUCUUGUUGUCAUUCUUUCUCUAGCCAAGGCCUCGCGCGAUUCCUGAUUUCAAGGGCGUAAAAUACUUCUUCAAGCUCACAUGAUCAGGACUCACAUCAUGAAAGCAAUACGUGUACAUCGUUACGGAGGACCUGAAGUACUUACUCUUGAAUCUGACGUUCCGAUACCAUCUCCAGGACCUGAAGAGGUUCUAGUCAAAGUGAAGGCCGUAGGAGUUAAUCCGGUUGAGACUUACGUACGCUCUGGGAGGUAUUCUCGUUUAACACCUUUACCUUACACUCCAGGGACUGAUGGUGCUGGUCUAGUGGAAGAAGUAGGGUCUUCGGUGAGUGGGGUGAAGAAAGGAGACAGGGUCUAUGUAUCAAAAACCCUCACUGGUUCUUAUGCUGAGUAUACCCUAGUACCAAGGAACGGGGUUCAUCCUUUGCCUGAGGAUGUUACCUUUACUCAAGGAGCUGGUUUAGCUAUUCCUUACAUAACUGCGUACAGGGCUCUCAUUUUAAAAAUGAACAUUCGUCCAGGGGAGUACGUCCUAAUUCAUGGGGCCAGUGGUGGGGUGGGUAUAGCUGCUGUUCAAAUUGCUAAAGCAUAUGGAAGUAUUGUCAUUGGUACAGCUGGUACAGAAGAAGGAAAGGGUUUGGUUAAAAGUGCCGGAGCUGAUUAUGUUUUUAAUCACCGUGAUCCUGAUUAUGUUGAGAAAAUGAGUGACAUUGUGUCUCCUAAUGGUGGAUUCAAUGCCAUCCUUGAGAAUAACGCCCACAUUAAUCUUGAUAAAGAUCUCAAAAUCCUGACGGAAGGGGGAAGAGUUGGGAUUGUAGGAAACAGGGCAAACAUUGAGAUUAAUCCUCGCGACACGAUGGUCAAAGAAUCCAGCAUAAUUGGAGUAGCUUCUUUCCAUUCUACUCCUUCAGAGCUUAAGGAGACUCAUGCUGCACUACAGGCCGGUAUGAGGAAUGGCUGGUUAAGACCGGUUGUUGGUAAAACCUUCUCUCUGUCUAAUGCUGCUGGGGCCCAUGAUGAUAUUAUUAAUGGAAAAGGAGCUUUAGGGAAGACCGUACUAACUAUUGAUGACUGAAUCCCCUAAUUUAAUUUAUUGAUUUCAUUGAAAUUAACUAUAAUUUGAUUACAUAGAUGAAAUAUAACAUA